AUGUCGUACCACUCUGGUCGCAUCUCCCCUAAGCUCCCUGAGACUUCGUCGCAGGAGCUCAUACAAUCCUCAGCAUCUCGUGCUGCCUCACCGCCGCUUCCCUCGCUUACUCAAGACCCUAAACCUCCGGGUAUUGGCCGCACUGUCCAGAAUCUGCUGAGCUCCAGCACCCCGCAGUCUGCAAGGAGUGUUGGCGGGGUUGCUUCGUCAUCACGAAGACCAAAUCGCAGCUCGGCCGGACCUCUCAAAUCUUCACCUUUACGAAACAUCUCUCUCGCUACUAGUAUGACAUCCGCCCCUAGCUCCCCGGAGCGGCAUGCGGCUGACGCCGAAGAUCCGUCUCACAAGUCAUCGGACCAAAGGGAAAAGACACAAGGCCGAAAGGGCAUGGCGGCAAUGAUGUCGGGAUUGGAGUCAAAGCUAUUCCCACGCAGCUUUUCUCGCGGUAGAGAUUCAAGUCAUGGAUCGAGUCGGCGUGGUUCAUCUCUUGAUUCUAGAUCGCCGCGUUUCAGUCGAUCCGUUUCCCCGGGUGCUCGCCAAUUCGAUUCGGCGAAGCCAACACUGGCCGACACAGAAAAGGGGAGAGCGAUAAUGCACGAUGCUCAUAACCAGUCGGACGAAGCUUUGGGCAAUACGAAGAGAUCAAGUGUCCUUCCGAAUUAUGUCAAACCGACCGAACACGAGGAAUCGGGCGAGCGUCUUGCCAAAGACGUCUUCGACCGCGAUAAGAAUAUCAUUGAGAGCAGCGAGGACGAUGGUGACGAUUCAUCCAGUGAUGAUGAACAUAUUGAGGGACGAGGUCGUAAGAAAAAGGGCUCUGAUAUCACUAGAAUCACCCCCAGUGACUUCAAUAAAGCUAGAGAGGACAAAACCACAUCCUCCGAAGAAGGUGCGUGUUCAAAAAGCGAUGUACAGUUCGACCCAAUGCAGAGCGUGCUAACAUUUAAUGUAGCAAAACCAAUCAACAAACACAACAUUCCGGGCAUGGACAAGAAGCCUAAAAAGUCCGCCCUCAAAACCGUUAUCCACCCUCGAACCAGCUAUGAUAUUCCGACCCCAUACGCACAAUCCGCUGCUGGCACCCCGUACGGCUCAGAGGACGAGGCCGAAAAAGAGGAUGUUCAUCGUGCCCAGAAACUUAGCAUUUCCAUGUCCGCCAUUGACAAUCGCGUUCCAAACCGAUCGAUACGAACGAUAAUUCGGGGAAACUAUGCAAGCCUGCAGGAGGAGGCUGAUGGCGGCCGUCGGCGUCAACGAAAGUAUCUCGUCGCGACCGACCUGAGCGAGGAAUCGGUAUAUGCUUUGGAAUGGACCAUCGGUACUGUUCUGAGGGAGGGCGACACGAUGUACGCCAUCUACACCAUACACGAGGACGGGAAUCCAUCCUCUGUACAAAUUGGAGAAGGAGCGAAGGCUAUUCAAGAUGCGGCAGUGGUUGUUGGCUCACAGACCAGGGAGGUUUCUCAAAACCGCACAAUCCUUGGCCGGCUGGGACCUGUAGCUGCCAGCAAGACGAGCUCGACCGAUUCUCGGGUAUCCUCAAUCACGGAAACAGAGCGCGUACGGGCCGUCGAGGCAGUAUCGCAAACCUGCGUGAAGCUUCUCCGCAAGACUCUCCUACAGGUUCGGAUUGCCGUGGAAGUGAUUCAUUGCAAGAGCCCUAAACUCAUGAUCACCGAGGCUGUGAGUUGA
Molecule: messenger RNA, 1692 nt
Organism: Penicillium waksmanii
Lineage: Eukaryota; Fungi; Ascomycota; Eurotiomycetes; Eurotiales; Aspergillaceae
Product: universal stress protein family domain protein
Exons: 1
Coding region: 1-1692 (563 amino acids)
Source: RefSeq, a predicted model, not a curated record